Molecule: messenger RNA, 9507 nt
Organism: Colius striatus (speckled mousebird)
Lineage: Eukaryota; Metazoa; Chordata; Aves; Coliiformes; Coliidae
Gene: STXBP5
Product: syntaxin binding protein 5
Exons: 29
Coding region: 497-3955 (1152 amino acids)
Biological process (GO): regulation of protein secretion; regulation of exocytosis
Cellular component (GO): SNARE complex; cytoplasm; plasma membrane
Molecular function (GO): GTPase activator activity; syntaxin binding; myosin II binding
Source: RefSeq, a predicted model, not a curated record
UGUGGGGGCGGGCGGCGGCAGCAGUAGCAGCCGCUGGCAGCAGCCGUGAGAAGCCCCGCUGGUGGCUGGCUGGCGGCACACGCAGCUCUAAGGAGGCGGAGGGUGCCUGAAGCCGAGCCGCGGGGCGGGCGUCUGCGAAGGGGGGAGAGACUGCGGCGGCGGGAGGGGACCGGCACACGCACGCACACACACACACGCACGCAGAGACGGAUGAUAGCGGCGGCUGCGGCUGCCACAAUUCUCCGUCUCCGAGCCCGCGGUCCCCGAUGAGGAGUGCCCCUGCGCUGCCGGACUGACGCCUGGCCGCCCUCCCCGCGGACGAGGAGGAGCGCUGCCCCGCGGCGGAGAGCGCGGCGCCUCGCAUCGCGGGCGGCCCCUGCACCGCCCUCUCCGGCGGGGGCUCAGCAAGCCGCCUGCGGGGCGGGCGGCACGGCGCGGCGGUGACAGCGCGGCGGCGAGGCCGGGGGAGCGGGGAGCGCCGCCGCCGCCGUAGACCAUGAGGAAAUUUAACAUCAGGAAGGUGCUGGACGGCCUGACGGCGGUCUCCGCUGCCGCCUCGGCGUCGUCAGCCGCGCAGCAGCAGCAGACUGGGAACCGGGAGACCGAAAUCCAGGAGACUCUCCAGUCUGAGCACUUCCAGCUCUGCAAGACUGUACGCCAUGGUUUCCCCUAUCAACCUUCAGCCUUGGCAUUUGAUCCUGUUCAGAAAAUACUGGCCAUCGGGACUCAGACGGGAGCACUAAGACUCUUUGGUCGUCCAGGAGUUGAAUGCUACUGCCAACAUGACAGUGGAGCUGCAGUAAUUCAGCUUCAGUUCCUGAUUAAUGAGGGAGCUCUUGUGAGUGCCUUGGCUGAUGAUACCUUACACCUGUGGAACUUACGUCAGAAGAGACCCGCUAUACUUCAUUCACUUAAAUUUAACCGAGAACGGAUAACAUUUUGUCAUCUGCCUUUCCAAAGUAAAUGGCUAUACGUGGGCACCGAAAGAGGAAACAUUCACAUUGUCAAUGUGGAAUCAUUUACUCUCUCAGGCUAUGUCAUCAUGUGGAAUAAAGCCAUCGAACUGUCAUCCAAAUCUCACCCAGGACCUAUUGUCCACAUUAGUGACAAUCCAAUGGAUGAAGGAAAGCUUCUGAUUGGCUUUGAGUCUGGAACAGUGGUAUUGUGGGAUCUGAAGUCAAAGAAGGCAGACUACAGAUACACACAUGAUGAGGCUAUCCACUCUGUAGCUUGGCAUCAUGAAGGAAAGCAAUUUAUUUGUAGUCAUUCAGAUGGUACCUUGACCAUAUGGAAUGUAAAAUCUCCUACCAAACCAUUCCAGACAAUCACUCCACAUGGAAAGCAGCUGAAGGAUGGAAAAAAGCCAGAGCCCUGCAAACCUAUCCUUAAGGUGGAAUAUAAAACAACUAGAGCUGGGGAGCCUUUCAUCAUUCUCUCAGGAGGCUUGUCAUAUGACACUGUAGGAAGAAGACCUUGUUUAACAGUUAUGCAUGGGAAAAGUACUGCUGUGCUAGAAAUGGAUUAUUCUAUUGUUGAUUUUCUAACCCUCUGUGAAACACCAUAUCCUAAUGACUUUCAGGAACCCUAUGCUGUAGUUGUUCUUCUAGAAAAGGACUUAGUACUGAUUGACCUUGCACAAAAUGGGUACCCUAUAUUUGAAAAUCCCUAUCCUUUGACUAUACAUGAAUCUCCAGUUACCUGUUGUGAGUAUUUUGCGGAUUGUCCUGUGGACCUCAUACCUGCGCUCUAUUCAGUUGGAGCUCGACAGAAACGUCAAGGUUAUAGUAAGAAGGAAUGGCCUAUCAGUGGGGGCAACUGGGGUUUGAUCACUCAGAGUUAUCCAGAGAUAAUUAUUACAGGGCAUGCUGAUGGGUCAAUCAAGUUUUGGGAUGCCUCAGCAAUAACGCUGCAAGUCCUCUAUAAGCUAAAAACAGCCAAAGUAUUUGAAAAAUCACGGAAUAAAGAUGACAGGCCAAACACAGAUAUAGUCGAUGAAGAUCCAUAUGCUAUUCAGAUCAUCUCAUGGUGUCCAGAAAGUAGAAUGCUGUGCAUAGCUGGAGUUUCUGCACACGUCAUUAUUUACAGAUUCAGCAAGCAGGAAGUGACGACAGAAGUCAUUCCGAUGCUGGAAGUACGUCUGUUAUAUGAAAUUAACGAUGUUGAAUCUCCAGAUGGUGAGCAGGUGCCACCUUUACCAACUCCAGGAACAGGUUCCAAUCCUCAAUCCAUUGUUCCCCAGUCUCAUCCAUCAACUAGUAGCAGUUCAUCUGAUGGCCUUCGUGAUAAUGUCCCAUGUCUAAAAGUUAAAAAUUCUCCUCUCAAGCAGUCUCCAGGCUACCAAACUGAGCUAGUUAUCCAGCUCGUGUGGGUGAGUGGAGAACCUCCUCAACAGAUAACUAGCUUAGCAGUCAACUCGGCAUACGGCCUAGUAGUUUUUGGAAACUGUAAUGGUAUUGCCAUGGUUGAUUAUCUCCAGAAGACAGUGCUCUUGAAUCUAGGCACUAUUGAACUGUAUGGCUCCAAUGAUCCGUAUCGUAGGGAACCACGAUCACCCCGAAAAACUCGACAGCCAUCUGGAGCAGGUCUUUGUGAUAUUAAUGAAGGUACAGUGGUGCCAGAAGACCGCUGCAAAUCGCCCACUUCAGGUUCGGGUUCACCAAACAAUUCUGAUGAUGAUCAAAAAAUGAAUAAUUUUAUAGAAAAGGUGAAGACCAAAAGCAGAAAAUUUUCCAAGAUGGUAACCAAUGACAUAGCAAAGAUGUCCAGGAAGCUAAGUUUGCCAACUGAGUUAAAGCCUGAUUUAGAUGUCAAAGACAACUCUUUCAGUCGAUCCCGGAGUUCUAGUGUAACUAGCAUUGAUAAAGAGUCACGUGAGGCAAUUUCAGCUCUUCAUUUUUGUGAGACUUUCACAAGAAAGGCUGAUACAUCACCUUCCCCAUGCCUGUGGGUUGGGACCACGCUGGGUACAGUGCUUGUCAUUGUACUGAACUUACCCCCAGGAGGAGAGCAAAGACUUCUUCAGCCAGUAAUUGUUUCUCCUAGUGGAACUAUCCUGAGGCUGAAGGGGGCAAUUUUGAGGAUGGCUUUUCUGGAUACCACAGGAUCUUUGGUCCCACCAGCACAUGAACCUUGGAGAGAACACAAUGUUCCUGAAGAUAAAGAUGAAAAAGAUAAAUCAAAGAAGCGGCGACCUGUCUCAGUGUCCCCCUCUUCCUCUCAGGAAAUCAGUGAAAACCAAUAUGCAGUGAUAUGUUCAGAAAAGCAAGCAAAAGUUAUCUCACUGCCAUCCCAGAACUGUAUUUAUAAGCAAAACAUAACAGAGACUUCUUUUGUUCUUCGUGGAGACAUAGUGUCGUUAAGUAACAGUAUCUGCCUUGCAUGUUUCUGUGCCAAUGGACAUAUCAUGACCUUUAGUUUGCCAAGUCUAAGGCCAUUGUUGGAUGUAUAUUACCUGCCACUCACCAAUAUGCGGAUAGCCAGGACAUUCUGCUUCACCAAUAACGGACAAGCACUCUAUCUUGUCUCCCCAACUGAAAUACAGAGGCUCACAUAUAGUCAAGAAACAUGUGAAAAUCUUCAGGAAAUGUUGGGCGAGCUCUUUACUCCUGUAGAAACACCAGAAGCACCAAACAGAGGAUUCUUUAAAGGCCUGUUUGGAGGUGGGGCACAGUCGCUUGACAGAGAAGAACUCUUUGGAGAAUCAGCAUCUGGGAAGGCAUCAAGGAGUCUUGCCCAACAUAUCCCAGGCCCUGGGGGUAUUGAAGGUGUCAAAGGAGCAGCAUCUGGUGUAGUUGGUGAACUGGCACGAGCCCGGUUGGCACUAGAUGAAAGAGGACAGAAACUAGGAGAACUGGAAGAAAAAACAGCAGCUAUGCUCUACAGUGCUGAUUCUUUCUCUAAACAUGCUCAUGAGAUGAUGUUGAAGUACAAAGACAAGAAGUGGUACCAAUUCUGAUGAUGCUCAUCAACUACAUCCUGUUUAAUUUCGUCCUGAUGGAAAAAAUCUUGUUUUUUCAUUAAUUUUGGCAGAACUAUUGAAAUUCAAACGAGUAUUCGCCACUGGAUACUGUUAUUUCCUAGCACAAAUUACACACUGUUUUACCUCAGUUGUGGCUUUAACUGAGGAGCUUUAUAUUUAAAAAAAAAAAAAAAAAAAAACCACAAAAAACACACAAAAAACCAAACUUGAGUGUUUCUUAGCUGUUAGUUGGCUGAGAGUUGUAGCAGAGAAGGUAACUAGAACAUGUGGAAAAGAAGGUCAAGGGAAACUGCAGUGUGAGAUGGACAGGGGCAAUGCAGGGGCAAUCCUGUGUUUAAUAUUUUAUAUGCCAAAAGUUUUUGUGCUAUUGUAAUUGCUGCCAGUGUUAUACCCUCCUGUGGGGAGAGGCAAUAAAUCAGGGGUCCAAAAGCUGAAGUAAAGUUGUUUGUCUUGCUGGAUGGUAUCUUGACUUACACUUACCCUCUCUAGGACUCACUAUUUUUACCAUUAUUAUUGGCAAAGAAUUGAAGUUUGCUGUCACUUCUUUCCUUGGAUAAGCUGGAAGCUUGGAAGACUUCUUGUUGAAAACUGUAUAUGUAGUUGACCUGUGUGUAGUCUUUUCUUGGACCCCUGAUGUAGUAUUCUUGUAUUCACAUCAUAUUCUGUGAAGUGCAAAACAAGAGAAUGCACAGUUUUUGCAUUAAAAAAGUCAAGUGAAUAAUAUGACUGGAAUGUGUCACACUGGGAGUUUUCAUUUGUGUUAUGGCUGUGCAAUGUGAAAUGUGGUAACAUCUUCAUCGUGGUAAGAAUACUUCAACUUCUGUUUACUUUAAUUUUUCUUUGCUAAAAGUAGUCAUAGGUUCGGUUUGUACAACAUUUAGAAUUGGCUGUGGGUUUCAUUCAUGCUGUGAAUCUUGAUAAAUGUUUAACAGAAUGUAUCUUUACAGCCAUUAAUUAAAAUAGCUGAGAUAGUUUUGCUCAAAACUUAAGUUCUAGAUGCCCCUUUAGUCCUUUAUGAUGAAAUCAGAUAAUCUUGGACUCAGGUUUUCAAACAGUUUUACACUCCGUGGAGGUGCUGAUGCAUGAAUAACGGCAAGCCUCUGAUAUUUAAUAACUGUCAGUCUGUUGUUUAGCAAAUUUCUAAAACCUGCUAGUAGAGUUAGUUUACAGGCACCUGUCUCAGCCCCAGCCAGCAUUAAAGACAGUUAGCCUAAAGUUUGGAUUUAGUCUCUGAAGCAGUAUUUUCAAUGUGGGCAGUGGUAAGUGUCCACUAAAACUUCAAGGAUUGGUGAAAUAAUGUUCGGUUUGGGUGAGGUAAAUCAUAUAGCUGAGCUAACUUGUUAAUGGCUGCUGUGCUAAAACUGUAAUAGUGGGAAUGACCAGAGCUUUUUUUUUAUUGUAAGGAAACUUCUCACUUUAAGUCUCUGCAUUUCAAAACUUUAUUUUAGACCUUAUUCUUCAAAGCAGGAAUGUUACUGUGACUGGCUUUGCUUUAUGAAUGGGAGUACUUAGAAGCUGAUAGGUCUACGUUGUCUGAAAUGAAUCAUUUGGGAUUACUUUGUGUCACAUUCUGUGUGAGUUCCUUUGCAGGCUUUCUGAAUGUUCCCAAAGCAAAACCUUGGUUCUGUUUGUAUUCUAAAGUAAUGUUGCAGGAACACAGAUAAAGCAAAUUUCCAAAACACUUAAAGGGUGCAAAAUGUUGAUGUUAGUAAUGAUUCUUAAAUAAUUUAAAUGAAAGGCAAACAGUUUGGGCUUUGUAGCACAAAAUGAUAAAUUCUCCAAUUUUGUGUAUAGGAAUGUUUGCUUUAAAAAAACAAGUGAAUUCACUAGUAUGAGGGCAGGCUUCUCUCUUACCUGCUGAGGAAAUGUUAACUCCAGUUACUGAACUCAGCUUGCUGUGCAAUUUUGGCCUCUGCUUGUGAUUUAUUUUUUUAGUGUGUAAUGAAUACAUAAUAAAUUAUCACAAUUUUGUUAAUCUGGGUAGAAUAAAGCUAGGUGAACUACUUUCCAGACAAUUUCCAAAAAUAAAACACCUUAGCUGACACUUAUCCCUGUCCUUAUCUCAUAUUUAUAAAUUGGUAUGACGGACUAUUAUGUGACCUUGUGAAGAUGAACUAUAUUUCAAAACAACAGAGUCCUGGAAAAUUAGUCAGGUCAAGCUCUCAGCAAGAGGAUGACAAAAAUACUCUUCAGCAAAUCGUGGUAUAAGUUCAAUGGAGGAUGACCUUGUCUUGAAAGGAAAGCGUACUUAACUUUUCUCAUCAAGAAAUAUUUGACAACCACCAGCAAGCAAAAAAAGAAAAAAAGGCAAUGAGAGACCAUCUGCCAGUAAAAGAAGAGUAGUGGCGUAUUUGGUAGUAUAGAAUUUCUCACAAUUGGAUCUUUUUUCUGUUGUGUAUGUUCAGAGCAUGCUUCUAGAUUUUGAGAACUAAUGAUUGAGACAAACACACAAAAGGUUCUUGGUCAAUAAAAGGGGCUAUGUACAAUUUUAGUCUAAAAUGUUCCUUUUUUCCUUCUCUGUGGAAGGAAGUUGAUCGUACACGUAUCAUUGCAUCUUAUUCUUCUAUUGGUGGUGCACCUUUUGUACAGCAAAGUAUAUUGAAAUCCUCGGGGGGAAGCACCCCUGUUUUCGCUAGCAUUUUAGUUGUGUGAAACUUUUUUAGAGUGUCUGGAAAACUAGAAAAUACAACUGAGCUAUUACUUUUUUUAUUUUUUUGAUGGAAGUGUAAGAAACUGCUGCUACCUAUCUGUUCAUAUGUAGUGUGUCCCAUGAGGAACUGUAACAUGAAGCUUUUCUUCACCUUAGUCCUGCCAAAUUGUAACUUUUGAAUGUUGAUAUGUGUAAAUAUGCGUGUAUCCCAAAUAGGUCUGAAAGUGUUACACCACAGACAUCUCCAGUGAUUUGUUCUUCAGCAGUCAGUUAUAAAAUGUAGUAAUAUAUAGCAGUGUUCUUUGUCUGUCCUUAUGCAAAGGUUUUUCCCUGAGGUGAUACUUGCAUGGCAGGUGAUGUUAGAAAGCUACAUCCAAAGGAGGGGUUUUGGAUACAGGUUCAUUUCCUUUUCAUUUCCUUUUUGUUUUCCUUUUCUCUCUUUUUGGUUUUCUUUUUUUGUGUGCUUAAUUAAUGGCACUGAUCUUAUCUGACCUUUUAAACUUGAAUUUUUCCUGCACUUUAAUUCAAUCAGGCCAUUUUAUUCCUUAGUUUUGUUUCUUCACUUGUGCCGUUCAGGUUCAUUAUUUGUAUAUAAACACACAUGUUCAAUGAAGACUUCAGAACAGAUUACUUUCAGGCACACUUGCUGAUUAUGUGACUAUCAUCUGGAAUGUGUGUUUUCUUAGCAAAACAUGUAUAUACAAGUAUAUACAAUAUAGAAUCUAAUGAAAGACACGUAUCCUGUGUUGGCAUUCAGUUUAUAAAUUACUGCAACACUUUCAGAUUUGUUACUAGAUAAUACAAUAAAAUCUGUUAUAUUUAUACAUACUGCUUAAGAAUAUACUUUUAGUUUUAAAUAAUUUUUAUAUGUACACUUCUACCUUUAAUUUUAAAAAGACUUAUGUUCAAUUUUUAAGUCAAAGUACUUAAAGUAUGUAUAUUAUCCAUAGAAGAAGUUGUUUUAAGCUUAUGAAUACAUUCAUAUCUCAUAUCGAGAUGAUACAAUUACUAAGCAAUGAAAACAAAUAGCCCAUAUUGCUUUGCAGAAAAUGAGCAUACUUAUUUUUACCUCCCAUUUUGAGUAUUCUUAAAAAAAGUUCCCUAAUUCUGAAGAGGGAAGACAGUGCAUUCAGAAAACUAACCUAAUGUAAAAGUUUUCUCAGUGGCUGCAGUCUGUGACUGACUGGGUUUUGAUUAUUUAUUAUUUUUUAGGUAUGUACAUGGAAACUUUUUCAGCUCUAUUCAUCAGACAUUAAAAAUUCCCCAAAAUCAAAGUGAGGUUUAUCCAAUCAAUUUUUUUCUUGAACCAAUAUAUGAAUCUUGAUGGCUUUUGAAUUAUUAUUUUUGCAUCAGCUCUUUACAUGUAGAUUGGGGGUUUUUUUGUAGACCAAACGUGUGUUAGAAAACUCACGGCUUGUGGCUGAAAUGCCCUCUUCCCCAUUGAUGUUUAGCACACCCGGGUGGGCAUUGAUAGCAGCUCAAGUUUGAUGCAGGGAGGAAGGACUACAACACCUUGCUUCCCUCUCUGUGCUGCAGGGUAACUUGUUAGUUGAACCUUUUCUCAUUCUAGCCAAUUUCCUGUAUAAUUUAAGCAAAACUUUUUGAGUGGAUUUUGGUAGCUUUGCCACUACCACAAAAUCUUCAAUAUGUUAGAGACAGAAAUUAAUGGCAUUUGAGGGGAUGAAGUAAGUAAAACAAAUAACUGUGUAGUGUAGGCGAAUCAGCUAAACCAAUUUUAUUUCAGUUUUCAUUGAAAAGCUAAGUUAAGCUGGGCCAAUUUCUUCUUAUACAUGUGUUAAAGAUGUGCUAUAUGUCGUCUACUUCUAUUACUGUUUCAAGACAGAUGAGUAUUGUGUUUCUGAGUUCUUUUACAGUUUAUAACGUUCAGGCAUAAAGAUGCAAGUGUUCAUUUUUCAAAAGAAAAAUAAGGCAGAAAUGUAGAACAAUCAAAUGAAAGGUGUCAAUCAGUAUUCCUUUAGUUUUCUAUGUAAAGUGUCUAGAAAUGUUUGUCAUACAGCUAUAGGUUACUUUGACACUUGUAUUUCUUUUUAUUAGUACCUAAGUUACCAGGCAAACAAUAACUAGAAGCUAAACUGGUUCAGUUGAAAACAUGUAAGGAGUUGUAUGUGGAUUACUACCACAACAUUCAGUAACAGGUGAUGCAAAGGGAGAGGGGUGGGAACAUGUUUUAAAUAUUCCCUUUUAAAACAGAAUUGUAAAUAAGCAGUACUGUGUUAUUUUAGACCUGAGCUCUGCUAUCUGUAGUGUUUAGAACUAGGAGAACAUGCUGCUUUCUGGUUAUGCUACUGUUUCAUUAUACCAGCACCAUGGGGGGAAAAAAAAUGGAAAAAAAAAAAAGAAUCAGUAAAUUUUUCUAACUUUGCCCACUUGUGGGUGAGCAUGCUUGAUGUGUAGCAGUUCUCGUUUAUGUAUAUCUUAGUGUGUACACGUGUGUUUUUCCUUUUUUCUUUUUGUUCAUUGCAACUUAUCCUUCGGUUAAGUCUUUCUGAGCCCCACUAGCUCUUCUGAGGGUGAUUACUGGAAUAUGCAUUUUAGGUAGGGUUGCAAAUCCAUCUGUCUACAAAUAUAGUUUCAUAUAAACUGCAAACUGUACUGUUACAAACACAACUAUGUUAGAUUGCAUAGAGUUAUUUUAUUUACAUGUACUUGAACUGAGCUAUGUCAUCAUAACAAAGUUAAAAAAUGAAGUAUGGAAUAUUUUUGUAAAUAAAAAUACCUGUGCAGCUGGUAUUUUAAAUUUAAAAUGUAUUAUACAUCAAUGUUUCAGAAAAAAUGUUCAUAUAUGUGUAUAUGAAUGUGUCAUUAUGCUGAAGGGCUCUUGAUUGGGCAAAAUAAACUAUUCAAAUCUCUCCUGAAA